Plectropomus leopardus (leopard coralgrouper) is the source of this 7104-nucleotide messenger RNA. RefSeq names its product MET proto-oncogene, receptor tyrosine kinase (gene met). Gene Ontology annotation, molecular function: protein binding; semaphorin receptor activity; ATP binding. Gene Ontology annotation, cellular component: semaphorin receptor complex; plasma membrane. The record is from RefSeq and is a predicted model, not a curated record. Gene Ontology annotation, biological process: regulation of cell migration; cell surface receptor protein tyrosine kinase signaling pathway; protein phosphorylation. NCBI's taxonomy places the organism in Eukaryota, Metazoa, Chordata, Actinopteri, Perciformes, Serranidae.
GCAGCAGCAGCAGCAGCGUGUUUCUGCUGGAUGCAGCCAGUCAGUCAUUGUUGAGCGUCACAGGUUUCAGCUGGCGAUCAACAAACUAGAGUUUCAACUGCUGGAAAGCUGACAGAGACCAAGUGAAGGGGGGGAAAUAAUCGGACUAUUUUUUGUGUUGAGUGUUUUUUUUCUCCACGGAGAAGCGAAGAGAAAAUCCACAGCGAUCACUUUGGACUUGAUGAGAAAGUCUAGACGUCCCGCUCUUGGAGAGACCAGCGGAAUAUGAUUUGAAUCAAGGGAACGUAAAACGCUGUUGCUCGCUAACAGGAUGAAUCUCUGCUUGCUUCAUGCCGUCAUGCUACUGUGGGCCCUGUGCCCCAGUGCUCAGACCCAGUGUGAUAGACCAUCCCAGACCAACAAGCUGAACCUCUCGGUUACCUAUGAGCUCCCAGUGUUCACUGCAGACUUCCCCAUCCAGAAUAUGGUGACACUGGAUGGGAUCAUCUACGUGGGCGCUGUGAACAGAAUCUACGCCCUGGCCCCGAACCUCACAAAGCUGUCAGAGUACCACACCGGGCCGCUGCUUGCCAAUGAGACCUGCGGUCAGACAGUGACGAGCACAAGCAGCAGUGGCAGUAAAGUGGACAACCACAAUAUUGCUUUGGUGGUGGAGAACAUUUACGACAAGGGGUUGUACAGCUGUGGCUCAGCAGACAAUGGUGUUUGCCGCCGUCACGUCCUGGAUGACGGCAUUAGCCCAAAAACCGUUGAUGAACAGGUCUACUGCUUCGCCGACAAGGUGAGGCAAGGCAAGGGCCAUCCCAUUGACUCGGAUAUGGUGGUCAGCGCUUCAGGAUCUCAGGUGCUCAAUGUGGAAAGCAACGUCAUCAAGUUUUUUGUUGGUAACUCUGAGAUCCCGGGCCUUGGAAACGUACCUGGCACUGCAACACAUCCCCAUACUAUUUCUCUACGGAAGAUGAAGACGAGCCAGAACGGCUUCACAUUCUUUUCCAACCGCUCCUACAUGGACCUGAUUCCAUCCCUACGUGGAAACUAUUACCUGCGAUAUGUUUACUCCUUCCAUAGUGGACCUUUCACCUACUUCCUUACAGUGCAGCGCGUGAGCAAAGACUCCCAGGCCUACCACACUCGCAUAGUCCGUAUGUGCUCCUCGGACCUCGUGAUCCGGCGCUACGUGGAGAUGCCCCUGGAAUGCAUCAGCACUGAUAAAAGACGACGUCGCUCUGCAGAAGAUGUGAAAGUAUUCAACAUCCUCCAAGCAGCCCACGUCACCAAGGUGGGCAAUGACGUUGACCUGCAGAAGCAGCUAAAAGUGGAGGAGGGUGAUGAUGUGUUGUUUGCCGCCUUUGCCCGAGGGAAGCCAAACUCUCCGGAGCCGACCCCUAACUCAGCCAUCUGCGUCAUGUCCCUGAAACACAUCAACAAGAUGUUCAAGAUGUACAUGCAGAAGUGCAACACAGUAGACCCGUAUCACUUCACUGGAUCAGACAAGAGGUCCUGCUACAAUGUGACUUCAUCUGAUGACUGUGACCUACAUGAGGGAAUUCAUGAAGGGAAAGAGAGCAAAUAUCGCCUGCAGGUGACCCAAUUUGUCCAAAGGCUGGAGUACUGGCACAAAGAGUUGACGAACACCUUGGUUACCUCCAUAACAGUGGUGCCAGUCCAUGGCCGUGCAGUGGCAUACCUUGGCUCUGCCGACGGUCGCCACAUACAGGUGCUGUUCUCUCGAUUUGCUUCUCCUCAUGUCAACAUCCGCCUGGACACCAGACCUGUCUCUGCCAGUGUAGCACUGCUGGACACUGGCGGCUCAGAUGGAGCUCUCCUGAUGGCCACAGGAAACAAGAUCACUAAGGUCCCUUUGAUUGGCCCCGGCUGUGGUCAGUUGACCACCUGUACUUCCUGUUUGCUAUCGUCGCCGGUGACAGAAUGUGGCUGGUGUGAUGGACGCUGCACCAGAGCCAAGCAGUGUCCUUCCUCCUCUGUAUGGACCCAGGACUAUUGCACACCUGUCAUCACUAAGGUUUUUCCAACCUCUGGACCAAUACGAGGCUCCACAGCGGUGACAAUGUGUGGCCGCAACUUUGGCUUCGACAAAACAGAGAGCUUCAAGGCCUCUCUGGUUACAGUGGAGGUGGCGGGAGUUCCCUGCAAACUGUCCAGACUGGACAACAUUAACAGGUGGACUGAGAUGCAGUGUUCCCCAGUGUUCAGUGGGAACUUCACCUCAUCAGGACACACAGUGAAGGUCACCAGUGGCAACAAGGUAGCCAAGAUGGAGGGCUUCUCCUUUGUGGACCCUGUGAUCCACGAAAUCUUUCCGACAUUCGGGCCGAAGUCCGGAAACACUAUGUUGACCAUCAGAGGAGCCUUCCUGGAUACUGGGAACAAGCGAGAGGUGACAAUAGGGAAAGCAGCCUGUAAGAUCCAAAGCUUGUCGUCCACCAUGCUGACCUGUAAGACGCCUCCAAACGCUGUUCUUUCCAAGCAACCUGUGAAGCUAACGGUGGAUUCGGUGGAGCUCCACACGCCUGUGAUGUUCACGUACAACCAAGAUCCAAUCAUCAACAGCAUCCAGCCCUCACGCUCUUUCGUCAGCGGAGGCUGCACAGUGUCGGCCCAUGGUUUCUUCCUCCAGUCCGGCCUCCAGCCCCAGAUGGUCCUCACCACCGGUCAGGAUGCUGAGGUCUUCUAUGUGAGCUGUGUGUACGGUGAGAACCGAACAUCCAUCCAGUGCACCACGCCCUCUCUGGCCAAACUGGAUCUGCAGCCGCCUGUGGUAACCAAAGUUGCGUUCGUGCUGGAUGGCUACUCCACAGAUCAGUGGGACCUGAUCUAUGUGGAGGACCCCCUCUUCCAGGACCCCAAGCUCACAUCCAAGGACAACAAAAGCAUCGUGGAGCUUAAGGGUGACCAUAUGGACAGGGAGGCAAUGAAAUGUCAGGUUCUGACCGUCUCCAAUCACAGCUGUGAGAGUCUGACUCUGGUUGGAAACACUCUGGAGUGCACCGUCCCCACCGAGCUACAGGCCGCCACCUCCAAGGAGCUGCAGGUGGAGUGGCGUCAGGCAGACACCAUCAAGCAAUUGGGCAAGGUGACGCUGGCUCAGGAGCAGGACUACACGGGCCUGAUCGUAGGCUGCGUGUGUGUCAGCCUGCUGCUGCUGCUGCUUGGAUCGCUGCUCAUGUGGAGAAGGAACAAACACAUUGACGAUCUGUCUGAGGUGUGGUAUGAUGGCCGGGGUCACAUCCAGCAUCUGGACAGGCUGGCUAACGCGAGGAGUGUCAGCCCCACUAACGAAAUGGUCUCCCACGAGUCAGUCGACUAUAGAACAACCCUGCUGGAGGAUCAGGGCACCGACAGGCCCGAGACAUGCCGGGCGGCUCCUCCUAUCUACGGCGGCAACGGGGAGCUGCUUUCUCCGAGACUGGGGGCACUGGGAGGUGGGAUGGGGAUGGGUCUGGGAAUGGAGGGAGAGCUGGUGUCUCCCCUACUGAUGGCCCCAGUCCACAUUGACCCGUCCUGCCUCCACCCAGAUCUGCUGACUGAGGUGCAGCACGUAGUGAUCGCCCGCGAGCAGCUGCUGCUUCACCUCAACCAGGUCAUCGGCAGAGGUCACUUCGGCUGCGUUUUCCAUGGAACUCUACUCGAGCCAGACGGGCAGAAGCAGCACUGUGCUGUCAAGUCUCUGAACCGUAUCACGGAUCUGGAGGAGGUGUCCCAGUUCCUGAAGGAGGGCAUCAUCAUGAAGGACUUCAGCCACCCGAACGUUCUCUCUCUGCUGGGAAUUUGUCUGCCACCAGAGGGCUCACCGCUCAUGGUUCUGCCCUACAUGAAGCAUGGCGACCUGCGCAACUUCAUCCGCGAUGAAGGACAUAACCCAACAGUGAAGGACCUUAUGGGCUUUGGGCUGCAGGUGGCCAAAGGGAUGGAGUACCUAGCCAGCAAGAAGUUUGUCCACAGAGACCUAGCUGCCAGGAACUGCAUGCUGGAUGAGAGCUACACGGUGAAGGUGGCUGACUUUGGCCUAGCCAGAGAUGUUUAUGAUAAAGAAUAUUACAGCGUCCACAACAAGAGCGGAGUCAAGCUGCCUGUCAAGUGGAUGGCUCUGGAGAGUCUGCAGACACACAAGUUCACCACCAAGUCAGAUGUGUGGUCGUUUGGCGUGUUGCUAUGGGAACUAAUGACCCGUGGAGCCCCACCAUAUUCGGAUGUGAACUCCUUCGACAUCACUGUGUUCCUCCUGCAGGGGAGGAGGCUGCUGCAGCCUGAGUUCUGCCCUGACGCUCUCUACACGGUGAUGAUUGAGUGCUGGCAUCCGAAGCCGGAGCGACGGCCCUCCUUCUCUGAGCUGGUGUCCCGCAUCUCCGCCAUCUUCUCCAGCUUCAGUGGGGAACACUAUGUCCUGCUCAAUACCACCUAUGUCAACAUCGAAAAGAUGAGCCCUUACCCCUCCCUCCUCGCCUCCACCACCACUGCUCCCUCCUCUUUGUCCUCUUCAUCUGACCCCUCCACCUCCACGUCCCUGCCAACCCAGUCUCCCCUCUUUUGCCACGUGGAGAGAGACUGCUGCACCUGAGAGAGGAUAGCGGAGGGAUGGUGGAAAAAGACUGAGAACAAGAGCAAGGAAGAAAGCAGUGAGGUGAUGAAGAACUACUGUAUGGACUUGCCAAACACUGGACUCUGUAUGCUGAGGAAAAACUGUUUUUGUUCACUCAAUGUACAUAGAUCGUCGACCUUUGAUCCCCCUGAGCAUUGCUACACGACAGGUUCCUCCCUGAACGACAUGGCUAACCUUAUAGACCUUUCCUGACCUUUCAUUGACCCCAGGGAGCAUGAGGUCAGCUUCCUGUGUCCUCUACAAGAUAAUUACAAGGCGCAGAAACUCCUCCUCAAAGAUUCCCAGCGGACAAAGCCACCGUCACAGAAGCACAAUUCAUCAAACACCCAAAAAAAUCUCAUUGACUGCUGUACCCACACAGAGAAGGGAUCGAUUUUCUGCUCCUCACUGGGUGGCAUGUGCUUCGAUAUACACGGAUCUGGCUAGAACAUUUUUUGCUGUCUGUAAUGUGAAUGUUUGACAAAUGGCCAUGUAUUGUGUCGUGUAGAAAACGUCACACUUCCUGCGCCUUCACUAAAGAGAGAGACUGAAGCCUGCUUUGACAGAUUGAGGCGCCUCGGGUCAGUAAACCAAGGCGCUGCGGACAUCGAUGAUGGCAGUGUAGGUGUAAGGUGGGACGUGUGAAAAAAAAUCCUGCUGCCUGUGUGCAGUUCACUGGAUGCUUUAUUUGUAUAAUUGCAUUUAGACAAUUUGCUUUUGAUGUGCUUGGAAGAAAAAAAAAGCACCUUGUGUGACUCACCUGUGUGAAAUCUCCAGAUGUUUUCAAGGAAAAGAACGCCUUUUCUUUUCUUUUUCCUGAAUCGUCCCAUCGUGUCAAAACAGUAUAACUGACAGCAUGCACACACCUGAAAGCUAUGACAAAUGACAAAUGAGAACCAUGUCUCGGGCUCAGUGCAUGUCAGAUCUGUCUCUUUAUCUUGCAUUUCAUUGACAGAACUGUACCUGAAAAAAAUAAUACCUAGGCAAAGGACAUACAUGCUUUAACCAGAGGCCUAAAAGUUCAUCUUUAACAUGUCAUUAAUGAAAUAACUUUUGGUCAAAAUUUCAACAGAAAGCUUUUCCGUAAAGAGCUUUGAGUAUAGCUUUUACCUCAAAAAGUUCCAUAUUUUCGUCUGGCUUCAAACCAGGAGUGUUGUUAUGCGACUAUCAGUGACAGCUGUAUAUCACUGUAACUUUAUGACAACUGUCCAUUGAGUCAUUAUGAAGAAAUGUUUUAAUGUUAAAAAGUCACAAGUGUGUUUGCAAAUUUUAGCUACUUAACCACAACUCAUGUAGAAUUUGCACUUUUGUUGACCAUUUUUGAAAAACUUUUUCCCCCCAUUUCAGGCAGCCUUCAGCUCAUCUCUGUACAGUAUGAAAAUCAGGUUCUUCAAAUUUGCUCGAGUUUGUCAUCCAUCACAGUCAUCAUCAGGUCUACGUUAAGUUUCGUCGGGUAUUGUUGUGUGGUAAUGUAGUUCAAGUGCAGAUAGUGUGUACUACAGUACGUGAUACAGUAAUGUAGAGACGUGCCGAUAACUUUUCACGAUUGAAUACACAAAUGCCAAUUUCUGAGGCUCCUGAGGAUUCAUUUUCGGGGGUGCAUGUUUUCAUAUAUUGUGUAAACAUCCUCAUCAGUUUGCUGUAGUAAUCUACUGGCGAUGCAUUUUCUAUAUUCUAUGAUAGGUUACACAACUGAGGCUACUUUAAAGAGUUCUCAUAUUGUGCUGAAAUGAAUGGAAACUGAUGGCUGCUUUGAACAAAAGAAAACACAUGAAAUUUUCUAAAACACAUAUGUCUGAUUUAAGGUUAGCUGUGAUGAAGAUUAUGUAUAAUUUGUUACAAAUGUGCUAAAACUUGCAAAUCAAUGCUGAGGUCAGUGCCCCCUUUUCUGUUUGCUUUGUGUAGCAAAUGAUGUUUUUUUUUUUGUUUGUUUUAUCUAAUGGCUGCUGACUGGGCCAUUGACGGACAGGUAUGAAUGUUUGCUAUGACAAGAAAAUUGCUGUACUAUAUUUUUGUAUUGAUGAUGAGCUUCUUCAUUUAAAUCUGGUCCAAUUGGAAGACCAGUGAAGAGUGAAUAGUGCCAUGAACAAUGAACAAAGCCACCUAAUCAAUCUUAGACGGACCACUGCCAUUUUGUAAAUAAAGAUAGGGGAUCGUAUGGAUCUGUGUGGGCUUGCAGCAUGCAGAGCCGUGCAUCUGUCUGAUGAACGUGUGGGCGGAUGCUCUUUUAGCUCCUGAUCAUUUCAGUUAACAUCUCUUUGCAAACAGUAAAGACCAUAGUGCUGAGCAAACUGGAGCCUCCUCACAACCUCAUGACACAUACAGACUGCUGUCAUUUUGGUCAUAUGAUUCUCCAACACUUUGUCUGUGCUUAACACUGUCUGUUCUGUGUGUGUGUAAGUGUGUGUAUGAUUUUGUUGUACAUAAAAAAUCCUGAAGGUACAUGUUCCUAUGUAGUGUCAAAUCAACUCUGUCAGUGUAAUAAAGCUAUAUUAUUGCAGUUA